This is a messenger RNA of Arctia plantaginis, 1839 nucleotides long. NCBI's taxonomy places the organism in Eukaryota, Metazoa, Arthropoda, Insecta, Lepidoptera, Erebidae. The record is from the annotation of a GenBank genome assembly.
AUGAAUGAAGCGAGACUCUCAGCUAAUGACAAGUUUGUAUUAGUCACUCUUAUUGAUUUUGAUUUUUUUAUAAAUUCAGAAUUCGUGCUCGUACAAGGCAGAACCAUGGCACUGUCACCUAAUCCUCUAGAUUUAAUCAUAAUAAACAGAGGUGCACAUGCUGGAGACGGACUGUGGGAUCAACCCCAAUCAUCAUCAGCAGCACCACAACCAUCACCACUACCGCCGACACCUCAUGAAACAAAUACUAGGAAUGUAUAUGGGUAUGUAUCCCCCAUAUAUAGUUGUCAAACUACAGAAGCUACCAAGCUGUGCAUUUAUGAAGCCUGCAAAAAAUUAAAAGACUCCGAUGAAUUUCAUAUUGGAGGCACUUACUCAGGGACCGAACCAGAGUUUUGGUUCCACUAUACAACAUCAUAUUGCCACGGAAAUAAUCACUUACUCAAUCUAUUCGUCUACCAUAGAAAAGCUGGCAAUUUCUCCGUACAAGUGUCUGACUCAAACCAACUCACUCUAAAGAAGGUUCUGGAAGAUGAUGUACCACAUGUGGAACUUCCGAGUACUCUGACAGCAAGCAAAAUAUUUAGAUCUACAAAGCCCAAUCAAAAUUAUUACUUAAAAACAUACUGCUUCAACAAAGAACUUGAUAGUUUUAAUCCAUCAAGCACACUCAUAAUACCCAUAAAAAUUGUAGUGGAUCCCAAGUAUGUUUUAAAUGAGAAUAUUGUCAAUUCAAUGAAAUUGCAACACGAUUUGAGUGCACUCUUAACAAAACAAGAAAAGACAGACUUCACUCUUGAAUCUGCUACUCAUAAGCAGUUCCCAACUCAUAAGAUUCUUUUAGCUGCUCACAGUUCUGUCUUGAGGAAUAUGAUUAAGAGCUCAAAGCUUAAGUCUCUGUUUAUAGAUAUAAGUGAUAAUGAUAUGGAAUUACUUCUGGAAUUUAUAUACACCGGCACUAUCAAGAAUGUGAUGAAACAAGACUGUUUGAAACUAUUAGAGAUAGCAGAUAAAUUUCAACUCAAACCACUGUUCAUGUUGACCCAGCACACUAUUGGAGAUCAGAUAACGAUCGGCAAUGCUGUUGAAGUUGCUGUUAUAGCCAAGAAUACCCUCCCGUCAAGCGUGGCUAAUCAAGGCACGAAAAGGAAAAUGAGCAGCUCGGAGGAGGUAUCAUGGAUUUCAUGGUUCUGCGGGCUGCGGGGGAACGAGUUCUUCUGCGAGGUGGACGAGGAUUAUAUAAAUGAUAAAUUCAACUUGACGGGACUCAAUGAGCAAGUGCCACAUUAUAGACAAGCUUUGGACAUGAUAUUGGAUUUGGAGCCUGAUGAUGACCUUGACGACAACCCUAACCAGUCUGAUCUGGUGGAGCAGGCUUCCGAGAUCCUAUAUGGACUUAUACAUGCACGAUAUAUUUUAACCAAUAGAGGGAUUGGACAAAUGUUAGAGAAAUUCCAAACUGGUGAUUUUGGUCACUGCCCUCGCGUUUAUUGUGAAUGUCAAACCAUGCUUCCACUUGGUCUAUCAGAUGUACCCGGCGAGGCGAUGGUUAAGCUGUACUGCCCACGCUGCAUGGACGUGUACACGCCCAAGUCCUCGCGACACCACCACACCGACGGCGCCUACUUCGGCACUGGUUUCCCGCACAUGGUGUUUAUGGUACACCCGGAAUACAGGCCUAAACGACCUGCAUCGCAGUUUGUGCCUAGGUUGUACGGUUUCAAGAUCCACCCGCUCGCGUACCAGAUCCAACAGCAAGCGGCGGCUAACUUCAAGGCGCCGCUGAGGAGUCUCUCGUACAACAACGAAACGAAGACUUCCAGUAACAUUCCAAAAUGA